CUGAGCCAGUGACGCGGGCGCCGCCGCCGCUACGGUCCGCGCUCUCCGUCGUCGCUCCCGAGCCGGCGAUCGCCUCUCCCGCCGCCCCCCGCCGCCUCCCCGCCCAGCCCCGCGCUCCCGGGGCCUCGCCUCGACCCCCCCCCCGCCCCCGAGAGCGCCCCGGCGCCGCGGAGGCUGCGAGCGCCCCCUCCCUCCCGGAGGUCGCCGCGCCGCCCGGUGAGUCUACCCUUGACAGACUUCAGGAUUCCUCCUUCUGGUUUAAAAGGAUUUUUUUUUAUUUUUAAAAUAACCUGGACGGAUAAAAGAUGUGCCAUGGCGGGAUAACACCAAAGAGCAUCUCAGCAUCUGCUGCGGCUUCUGUGGGACAUGGAUUCUUCUUCCCACUGGUGAUCUUUAGCGCUCUUCUUGGAGACAGCCUUGCCUCAGUGUGUGCCCUGCCCCCGGAGCCAGAGAAUGGUGGCUACAUCUGCCACCCCCGACCCUGCAGAGACCCCCUGAAUUCUGGCAGUGUCAUCGAGUACCUGUGUGCCGAAGGCUACAUGUUGAAAGGCGAUUACAAGUACCUGACGUGUAAGGAUGGUGAAUGGAAGCCGGCCAUGGAGAUCAGCUGCCAUCUCAACGAGGAUAAAGAUCCUCACGCGUCUCUCGGGGUCCCCACCCUGUCCAUAGUGGCUUCUACCGCCAGCUCUGUGGCGCUCAUUCUCCUCCUUGUCGUGCUGUUUGUGCUGCUGCAGCCCAAGCUGAAAUCUUUCCACCACAGCAGGCGUGACCAGGGAGUGUCUGGGGACCAGGUCUCCAUCGUGGUGGACGGGGUCCAGGUGGCACUGCCGUCGUACGAGGAGGCCGUCUACGGCAGCUCUGGCCACUGUGUGCCACCUGCCGACCCCCGAGUGCAGAUCGUGCUGUCAGAAGGCUCUGGGCCCAGUGGAAGGAGCGAGCCGAGGGAGCCGCAGCUGCAGGACCAGGGGGCCUGCUCCUCGGCAGGUGAGCAGGAGGAGGUCCCAGCACAGUCUGGACUGUGUGAAGCCCGGGGCUCCCGGCACUCAGAGACUGUGAUGGUGCACCAGGCAGCCGCUUCCUCCUGGGUGGCCGGCUCAGGGAGCAGCCGACUUGCGCACAAAGAAGGCCCCGACUCCGAAAACAGCGACAUACAGAGUCUCUUAUCCCUCGCGUCAGAAGACUACACAGACGACAUCCCGCUGUUGAAAGAAGCAUGAGGAGGAUCGUCACCGGCCGCUCUCCUCUCCACAGUGAUCUUCCUCACCCUUCCUUCCUCUCCUGUGGGUCGAGCACCCUGUACGCCAGCCACCCUACCUGGAUACCUGAGCUGCCACCUGUGUGUCUGUGUAUCUUUGUAUCUCAGAUGGCUUUCAGGUACAACUUGCUAGAAACUCAAGGAAGAUUCUCACCAUCUACCUUCUGGAAAGCUGGGGGUGUUGGCUUUCUGGCUGGCCCAGCCUUUGCAUCUGUGUUGGGGAAAUAUUUGAAUGUGCUGGAUCGAACCCAUGUUUCCCUACACCCUCUGGGUCCCCUCUAGCCGGCGCUUUGGCGGCAGCCCCCACUAUAGACCUGAGAACCUCUGUGUUUACCUGUGCCUUCCCCAGCCCCAGAGUUUCCCUGACAUGCAGGCUCAGUGCAGUCCUGCAGACCUGAGUGACCGCACUGCCGCUUCCUGCCACUCACGGGCGAAGCCUGGGGCUGGCCGUUGUCCUUUGAGGACUGACACCACCACCACUAGCAGGAGCAGAUCCAGAACUGAGAGCCGUGGAGCCAAGAGUGACUCUGGGGCCAGCAGGCCCCUGGGCCUUGCUUUGAUGACGCCAGUAGCACAUCUCCUCGCUGCGGGUAGAGCACGUAACAGGAGCAUGCCAAAGCCAUCACAGCCCCCACCCGUACCUCGGGCACCAGCCAGCUCCUGACACAGCUGAGUUCCCAGGACACAGCAGAGGAUCCCAAGAGGGAGGGAAGCCAGGCGGCUGGUGGUGAUCAUCUUCCUCACAUGCAAGUCCUGACUUCCUCCUCCCGGCAUCGGCUUUCUGCUUGGGGUGUUUUCUGCCCCCUGAAAUGUAAGGGGAAGUUGCUCAGCCUGGGCAGCUCGGGCUCUGCUCCCACCAGGGUCUGAAGCAGCUGAUCCCUGCCGCAGGAGGGUUGUUGUGAUGCUGCAGAAGCCCACGUGAUGACUGGCGGUCAGGGCAAGUCACCCCGUCACAGGCUCAUGGCAACCGAGGGGCCCGAGAGGCACAGGCCGAGCCCCUGGGCAGCUGCAGGCAGCUCCAUGCCAGUCCGAGAGUCCUCACCACAGUCACGUGCCUUAGUACCUGUGCCAGGAAGCAUCCUGCUGCACUGCUUUCCCCACUUCUGCCCCCCUCGCCUCCACACUUCACAGCUCACAGACAACUUCCCGCUCUUGCCUGGCACCCCGGGCAGGGGCUGAGGGGUAGUUGGCAUGCACCCCACCCUGCUGGCCCGCAGCGGGUCAACGGGGCCCUGGCGUUGGAGUGUCUCGGUGCUUUAGACCCUCUGCCCCCAGCAGAACGCUGGCACAACUGGGGCGAAGGAGCCCAGCCAGGCUACUGGCACCUUCAGUACAUGUGGCAUUAAGGAGUUUUUUUUUUUUUUUUUUUUUUCUUUUUCUUCUUUUUUUUGGAGGUACCGGGGCUAGGAAACUUGAAGCUGACCCUAUGCUGCACCUCUGCCCUCUGCUCCUCCCAGCCUGUUUGGGGUGGCAAAGCCAAUAAGUAUCCCAGUCUAUUUUCAGUACCAGACCUAAACAGGGUAGCCCUCAGCAUGGUGGCCUCAGCGGGGAGGGAGACGGCCUCACAGCUUCCUGCCUCCACUCUCACAUAAGCACUUUACUGCUCACUCCCAGGCCUCUUGCUGUCACAAGUAGUCUUCCUCUCAGGGUAAGUAAGGGAAGUGCCUGCCACGCCCGUUGGCCACUCCCGUGUCUUCCCUCCCCACCCAGGAGCCCUCACAUGCUGUGCCCAAAGACUAGAGCAGGGGCAGAGGUGGUGCGGGAGAAUAGACGGCUGGAGUCUCACGUGUUGAGGGGAAGCACGGGGCUGUGCUCUGGCCCCAGGAGAGCCCGUCUGUUGGGUGCGCCUGCAGCUGGCACUGAGCCCAGCCGGGCCUCACCCCCCACCCCAAGCCACAGACGUGCACUUCCCUUCCUGCUCAGAAAAAAAAAAAAAAAAAAAGACACAUGGUGGGGUAUCCCGAGUCUCACUGCUGAGCCUGCAGCUUUUGUUUCCAAUCUUCUAGAAAUUCUGAAACCUGAACUCUAUUCGAGAAAAAAAAAAUUAUGGGAGACCUAACCCUUUUUUAUGUCAUCACUCUAGGUGUUUCUUUUCCCCUCUAGGAGAAAUGCUUUUUGUUUUGGGUUUAUUUUAGCCACACAAGUGGUUGACUUGGCCCUUAAAAAAAAAGAAAGAAAGAAAAUGGAAAGCUUUCCUUUUGAGCUCUUCUCCCAGUUUGCCUGCCAUUGACACCGCCCUGGGGGACACAAGCCCAGACUUGCCCGCAUGGCAGAAGUCAGGCUAAAUGGGACCCCCCUGCCCUGCUCCAGGCCUCCCUCCCGCUGCUGCGGACUUCUCCUCAGACUUCUCACAUCUCAUAAGCCUCCCCACCCCCAGCCCCCAAAAAGCAACUUGUUAGACCAUCAGUCAUGUGCUGGUUUCCCAGGCUUCUGGGCUUUGUCCCUCGCCGGGAAUUAGGGCCUCCAGCUGCCGUGAGGUGGGGCCUGGCUGAGAGACAGACUGGCGUGAGGCAGCAGGCUGCUGGAUGGGGCUUCCAAAGGCGCCGAUGCAGGUGGGAGCCGCCCACAGCCUGCCUUCCCUGCUGCCUCUUGAGAAAGCCCAGCAGUGAACUCCAGCGCUGGGGGACGUGUCAGAUCGUCUGCACCCGCGGGGCAAGCCUCACAAGUGGCGGAGCCGUACUCCAGGUGUCUCCCCUCACCCCAUUUCUCUCUGUCACAAAAAGGGUUGGGCUCAUUUUUUUACAUCCCCCCCACGCACACACACACACACACACACACAAGCUGACUCAGUGAAGGUUUAUAUCCUGGCAACUAGGAGUCACGUUCCAGAGACUUCCAAAGGGCCGUUAUAGUGAAAAUCCCUUGAAAAUGUGUGUCCCUUGCAAUGCCUUACGUUAGCUAGCAGAUUCUGCCAUCUCUCAGCUCUGCGUGCUCUCUGCCCGUGUCACUGGGGAUGGGCUGUGAAUGGAGUGGCUCUCGGGAGUCCUUCCGUUUGGCGAGGCAUUCAUCUCAUCAUCUCAUCUUGCGUCCCACUGACACUCCGCUUGCAGACAGCUUAACCUCAUGUUGUCUCCCCACCCCUCUUGCCCUCUUUUCUCCCUGCUCCAGCUUUAAAGAUGUUUAAAGUGGAGACACUGGAUGGCAAGACAGACAAAGGGAUAUUUCUCCUGCUUAGUUGAUGGUGGCGUGGGGAAGGAUGACAUCCAGCCUUCAGCCUCUUGUUCCCAGCUGAGCUCCCAGACCACUAGCUUUUCACAUAACACUGUCACUUCCCUCCACAAGGAACACCUUCACGGACAGAGUGGAACAUGCUGCAGAUACUUCCACAUCCUUUUUUCUUUUUCCUUAGAGGGAAUGAAGGGCCAGAGGUGGGUGGGGGGAGAUGCGGAAGACACGAGUGGGGAGCUGGUCUUUGGGGUCCUCACGGCUCAUGGCGGGGACAGUCGUCACUGGUGGCCACUGAGGGCAGAGAGGAUUUCUCCUGGCAGCUGGGUAGACUGAGUGGUACAGUAGCUGGCUCCCCAGCGAGAAAGGCAGCAAAUUCAGCUUUGCUGGGAAACAACUCCUCUGAAUCCCGUUAAACCUGGUCACACUGUGGAGAAAAAGCCGAGAUGGAGUCCUCUGCCCGGCAGCAGUUAGCUGGAGGGGUGCGUGGCAAAGCACUUGCCCGGCAGCAAGAGGAAACAGAUGAGGAUAGGUAGCAGGGCGGCCCACCAUGCCCUGCCCUAGCUUCUAACACACCGCCAUGAAUCCUCUGCAGAAUGGUACUCAAAAUGGUUUUAAAUGGCACAUCGACUGCAGGAUGUCACAAUCAUUUGGGUUUGCUUUAUCUUAUAUGUUUUUUCUGGUAUCCUGUACAUUGCAGUGGGUGUGAAGAUAGUAUUUUAAUAUUUGUACAAAGUUUAAUUUAAUUUUAAUCUAUGUAUAUAACUGCAUUUCUAAAAAUAAUAAUAAAAAAAGUUCUUAUGAAGGCA
Messenger RNA from Erinaceus europaeus (western European hedgehog), 5229 nucleotides. RefSeq names its product sushi domain containing 6 (gene SUSD6). The transcript is spliced from 6 exons. Lineage: Eukaryota; Metazoa; Chordata; Mammalia; Eulipotyphla; Erinaceidae. The record is from RefSeq and is a predicted model, not a curated record. Bases 306 to 1217 code for a protein of 303 amino acids.